Triticum turgidum subsp. durum (durum wheat) is the source of this 666-nucleotide messenger RNA. NCBI's taxonomy places the organism in Eukaryota, Viridiplantae, Streptophyta, Magnoliopsida, Poales, Poaceae. The record is from the annotation of a GenBank genome assembly.
AUGUACCCGCACAGCCCUACCGGCGAGUACCGACUAUUGCUCUGCCCAGAGGAUGAUCAAAGUGGCUCCUACGUCUUCACAUUAGGCUCUGGCCAGCCGCCGAGGCACGUAGACUGCCCAAGUGACAAGGAACUGAUGAACUCCCCUGGAUCUAUCCUUAUCAGAGGUAGCUUGCAUUGGCACGCAGACAACCUGAUAAUGGUAUUUGACACCACUGCUGAGUUGUUCCGGCAGAUGCGCUCUCCGAUUGUUCCGCCAAAUGACCAUGCUGACCUGUUUGAGAUGGAUGACAUGCUUGGCGUGCUCAGUCUUAAUGACGAAGAGACCAUUGUUGAUAUAUGGGUGAUGCAGGACUAUGAAGGUCAAGUCUGGGCCUCCAAACGCCGGGUUGAAUUGCCGAUUGCAGAGCUCAUGGUGCAACUAGAAAACUUUGGCGAUUGUUGGAAUGUGGAGGCUACAUAUUGGGAUGGUGAUGCGUUCGUGCUGGCCAAAUUUGACAAUGACUCGCUACUUCAGAUUGACAUGGAUGGCAAGUUGGUUGCUAGUCUCCAUCGCAGAUUCCUCUGGCAUACUGGACUUCGGCUCAAGCAAUCUCUAGUUUCACAUACCUUCUUUCCGGCACUAGAGGGUUAUGUUGUCAAUGCUUCGCCUUUUCAUCUCACCUGA